AGAACUCGUAGUGAAAGCUCAGCAUGAACCCUUGCACGUGCAGAUGACUUUGCUUUUUUCAUCACAACCAUGAGCUGCUACACGUAAGACUUCACCAAUGAGUGUGAAUUGCUCCUCCUGUUUUCCAGCAUGGAUAGAGGGAAUAUACCAGUCCCUGAACAACACUUCCAAAGGAAUAGUUCCUGAAGCACCAUGGUAGCCUUGAAUGUUGCCGGCCUUCAUGAUGAUCGUCUGCUAAAGAAGAUCUCUACCACUUGCCACCUGAGUGGGAAGGUUACCCCACGUAAGCCCCGAAAGCCUCGGAAGAAAGUGAAGGCGAUUAUCUGUGUUCUUUUUGUGGAGUUAUUUGAGAGGUUCACUUUUCUUGGGAUUGUGUGUAAUAUGAUCCUCUUUUGCACCAUCAAAUUGGGAUAUGACAAUUACCAAGCAGCCACAGUAAACCUGUGUUUUGUGGGAGCCAGUAUACUCACACCUGUUCUCGCUGGAUGGUUUGCAGAGACGUGUUUGGGAAGGAAAAAAGUUUUCUACCUUUGUGCUCUACUUCAUUUCUUUGGCACAGCACUGCUCCCUGUAGUUGCAUUUCCAUUUGACGAUUUCUACAUGGACACACACAAUAUUAUACAUCACCUUGAGCCGCAGAUACAACAUAUUCUCUUCUACACAGGGCUGCUGGCUGCUGCUUUUGGUAUUGGGGGGAUACGUGCUAUCCUUUGUCCAUUGGGAGUCAAUAACCUUCAAGGUUAUAAUCAAAAGAAGAUACUAUCCUUUUUCAACUGGAUCUACUGGUUAGUCAAUCUGAAUUCUACAGUCAUCUUUUUGGGGAUUGCCUAUAUUCAGCAAUCUGUUGGCAAAAACCUGGGCUUUCUCAUUCCCUUCACUUCCGUUCUCUUGGGUCUCAUUGGAAUACAUAUGGCAUGCAGCAAUCUUAUCCUACACCCCAAGAAAGGUAGUUCGUUGCUGACCACAGUGGGUGUGUUUCUAAACGCUUUACAAAUGUGCUGUCUCCGUUAUCGUCAUUUGAGUGGAGAUGUGAGUGACUGGCUUGAUCGUGCCAAAGAGAACAACGGAGGAUGCUACAGUGAGACCAAAGUAGAAAAUGUUAAGAUUCUGGUUAAGCUUUUUCCACUUUUUGGUCUGCAAUUACUCUACCGGGCUUGUAUAACCCAGAUUCCAUCAGGAUACUUUCUCCAGACGAUGCAUUCAAACCUCAACCUUAAUGGUAUCAUGCUGCCAAUAGCAGCUAUGAAUGUAAUCAGUAUUUUGCCGCUGCUAAUUUUAGCACCGCUACUGGAAUUUGUCAGCACCUGUUACCAGUAUUUAAAGAAAACACCUCCCUCCCCAGUCAAACUCAUAAUAAUCGGUCAUGCGUGUGCGGCUCUGUCUGCACUAAUUGCAGGUAUUUCUGAAAUUCACAGAAAGCACUAUCCUCAGAUGGAUCAGACCCUCUCAGGAACAGUGCUUCAAGUGUCCUCAAUGCCCUGCAUUCAUCUUGCACCUCAGUACAUCUUACUGGGUGUGGCGGAGGCCUUUGUCACACCAGCAUGCUCCCUUAUCUCUUUCUGUCUGACUCCCAGCAACCUCAGAGGGAUCUCCCUACAAUUCCUUACUCUCUCCUAUGGAGGAGGAUGUUUUCUGGGUGCUCUAAUGACUCAGUUCUUUUACUUGGUGUCUGGAGGAAGCUUUUAUCCAAAUAUAUUAAACAAUGGCAAUAUGGAGAGAUUUUUUCUUACUUUAGCAAUAUUGAUGGCCAUAAACACCCUGAUAUUGUGGAAAAUAUCUCACAGGUACACAGAUCUGAGUGUUGAAUUGCAUACAAGAGUGAGACAAAGUCGACUGGCGGAAAAGCUUCUACAGUAUAAAGCCUGUUUCAGAUAUUAUACACUGGAACCUCAACAUCCAUAGAGUCUAUUAUUUAACUUCUGCAUGGUGUUCAAUACCUUAUUGCAUGUUUUACUGUACUACAUGGAUUUAGCAAAGUAUUGCUGCAUUAUGUUUAUUUAAAAAAAAAAUCAUUGUGGCGCUGGCGUUACACACAACAUUUUAUAGAAGUAUGUGCUUCAAACGUGUUUUCUCCCACAAAUAUGCCUCUUCAAGCUGUGAAACUGUUUAUUAUUGCAUUAACUUAAUGAAAUUCUUGGUGCUACGAAUCCCUUAAUGUGAAUGAACCACCACUGGCGGCAUACAAUAAAGUUGCUUUAUAAUAUGAAAAGAUUAUUUCUGUGAGUGGCUGACUUGACAAAUCUAUAUAAUAAACAUUGUUUCAUCUAUUAGAGUAAUAUACGUUAUCACUGAUGUUAACUUGCGGAUUUUAGGUUUUGCUAAGUGUCAUUCAUCUCUAUCAAUCCACAUUUGAGGUACAUAGGUUGCCAGAAAUUUCAAAACCUCAAUGAAGCUCUAAAGCAAAGUGGGGUCCGUGGUGUAACAAGAGCAAUAAAACUACUUCUGUAGGGGUUCCCAAAAUAGGAGUCAAAAACCACAUAUGGGGUCACUUGAUUUUCUAAUGGAGUCACCAGAGAAACCCACAGUCUCCUCUUUCAGUUUUAUUCAUUUAUUUUACAAAUUCUCAUCUUUUGUCCAAAUUGUCCAAUGUGAAUGGGUGUAUGAGUGUGUAUGUGAUUGUGCCCUGUGAUGGGUUGGCACCCCGUCCAGGGUGUCCACUGCCUUGUGCCUGAGUUCCCUGGGAUAGGCUCCAGGCACCC
Molecule: messenger RNA, 2699 nt
Organism: Ictalurus furcatus (blue catfish)
Lineage: Eukaryota; Metazoa; Chordata; Actinopteri; Siluriformes; Ictaluridae
Gene: slc15a5
Product: solute carrier family 15 member 5
Exons: 9
Coding region: 193-1902 (569 amino acids)
Biological process (GO): transmembrane transport
Cellular component (GO): membrane
Molecular function (GO): transmembrane transporter activity
Source: RefSeq, a predicted model, not a curated record